CUCUCAUCCUUGGCCCUGCCCUGGCUUGCUAUGUGGCUUUGAUAGGUCUUUGUUCCUCAGAACGCCUGUGGAAAGAAUGGCAGGUAGGCUUCCCAGGAAACACCAGCUGUGACUGUUGGAGGCUGUUGCCUAGAGCCAUGUGUCACCAGGACUCUGGCAUGAAGUCAUCCAUGCCGCAGAUUGACAGUGAGAAUGAAGCUCUCUUGGCUGCACUUACCAAGACCCUGGAUGACAUCCCCGAAGACGAUGUGGGGCUGGCUGCCUUCCCAGGACUGGAUGAAGGCGACACAUCAUCCUGCACCCCAACUUCACCUGCUCCCUUGUCUGCGCCCCCCAGCCCCCCUCUGGAGAGGCUUCUGUCCCCAGUGUCUGAAGUGGAUGAACUUUCACUGCUACAGAAGCUCCUCCUGGCCACAUCCUCCCCAACAGCAAGCUCUGACGCUCUGAAGGAUGGAGCCACCUGGUCCCAGACCAGCCUCAGUUCCAGAAGUCAGCGGCCUUGUGUCAAGGUGGAUGGCACCCAGGACAAGAAGACCCCCACGCUGCGGUCUCAGAGCCGGCCUUGUACAGAACUGCAUAAGCACCUCACUUCAGUGCUGCCCUGCCCCAGAGUGAAAGCCUGCUCCCCAACUCCCCACCCAAGUCCUCAGCUCCUUUCCAAGGAGGAUGAGGAGGUGGGGGAGGAUUGCCCAAGCCCCUGGCCAACUCCAGCCUCUCCCCAAGACUCCUUAGCACAGGACACAGCCAGCCCCGACAGUGCCCAGGCUCCCGGGGAGGAUGUGAGGGCCAUGGUACAGCUUAUUCGUUACAUGCAUACCUACUGCCUACCCCAGAGGAAGCUGCCCCAAAGGGCCCCAGAGCCAAUCCCCCAGCCCUGCAGCAGCCCCUCCAGGCAGGCCUCACCCCGAUCCCGGCAUCCCCCCAAAGCCUUCUGGACUGAGUUCUCCAUCCUAAGGGAACUUCUGGCCCAAGAUAUCCUCUGUGAUGUUAGCAAGCCCUACCGCCUGGCCAUACCUGUGUAUGCUUCCCUCACACCUCAGUCCAGACCCAGGCCCCCCAAAGACAGUCAGGCCUCCCCUACCCACUCUGCCAUGGUGGAAGAGGUGAGAAUCACUGCUUCCCCUAAGAGCACCGGACCCAGACCCAGCCUGCGUCCUCUGAGGCUGGAGGUGAAACGGGAUGUCAACAAGCCUGCAAGGCAAAAGCGGGAGGAAGAUGAGGAGGAGGAGGAGGAAGAAGAAGAGGAAGAAGAAAAAGAGGAGGAGGAAGAGGAGUGGGGCAGGAAGAGACCAGGUCGUGGCCUGCCAUGGACCAAACUAGGGAGGAAGAUGGACAGCUCUGUGUGCCCAGUGCGGCGCUCCAGGAGACUAAAUCCAGAGCUGGGCCCUUGGCUGACAUUCACUGAUGAGGCCCUAGGUGCUCUGCCCUCGAUGUGCCUGGCCACAGAGACCCACAACCUGGAGGAAGACCUGGGCAGCCUCACAGACAGUAGUCAAGGCCAGCAGCUUCCCCAGGGAUCCCAGAUCCCCAUCCUGGAAAGUCCCUGUGAGAGUGGGUGUGGAGACACAGAUGAGGAUCCAAGCUGCCCACAGCCCCCUUCCAGAGACUCCCCCAGGUGCCUCAUGCUGGCCUUGUCACAAAGCGACCCUCUUGGCAAGAAGAGCUUUGAGGAGUCCUUGACGGUGGAGCUUUGCGGCACAGCAGGACUCACUCCGCCCACCACACCUCCAUACAAGCCCAUGGAGGAGGACGUCUUCAAGCCGGACACCAAGCACAGCCCAGGCCAAGACACAGCUCCCAGCCUCCCCUCCCCUGAGGCUCUUCAGCUCACAGCCACCCCAGGGGCUUCCCACAAGCUGCCCAAGAGGCACCCGGAGCGAAGUGAGCUCCUGUCCCAUCUGCAGCAUGCCACCACCCAGCCAGUCUCCCAGGCUGGCCAAAAGCGCCCCUUCUCCUGCUCCUUUGGAGACCAUGACUACUGCCAGGUGCUCAGGCCAGAGGCUGCCCUGCAGAGGAAGGUGCUGAGGUCCUGGGAGCCAAUCGGGGUCCACCUUGAAGACUUGGCCCAGCAGGGUGCCACUCUGCCAACAGAAACAAAGGCCCCUAGGAGGGAGGGAGACCAGAACUGUGACCCUACCCCCAAGGACAGCAUGCAGCUAAGAGACCAUGAGAUCCGUGCCAGCCUCACAAAGCACUUUGGGCUGCUGGAGACCGCUCUGGAGGAUGAAGACCUGGCUUCAUGUAAAAGCCCAGAGUAUGACACUGUGUUUGAGGACAGCAGCAGCAGCAGCGGGGAGAGCAACUUCCUGCUGGAGGAGGAGGAGGAGGAGGAGGAAGAAGAGGAGGGAGAGGAAGAAGACGAUGAAGGAGAGGACUCAGGGGUCAGCCCUCCCUGCUCUGACCACUGCCCCUACCAGAGCCCACCCAGUAAGGCCAGUCGGCAGCUCUGUUCUCGCAGUCGCUCCAGUUCUGGCUCCUCAUCCUGCAGCUCCUGGUCACCAGCCACCCGGAAGAACUUCAGACGUGAGAGCAGAGGGCCCUGUUCAGAUGGAACCCCAAGCGCCCGGCAUGCCAGGAAGCGGCGGGAAAAGGCCAUCGGUGAAGGCCGUGUGGUAUACAUUCGUAAUCUCUCCAGUGACAUGAGCUCUCGGGAACUAAAGAAGCGCUUUGAGGUGUUUGGUGAGAUAGUAGAGUGCCAGGUGCUGACGAGAAAUAAGAGAGGCCAGAAGCACGGCUUUAUUACCUUCCGGUGUUCAGAGCAUGCUGCCCUGUCUGUGAGGAACGGCGCCACCCUGAGAAAGCGCAAUGAGCCCUCCUUCCACUUGAGCUAUGGAGGGCUCCGGCACUUCCGCUGGCCCAGAUACACUGACUACGAUCCCACAUCUGAAGAGUCCCUUCCCUCGUCUGGGAAAAGCAAGUAUGAAGCCAUGGAUUUUGACAGCUUACUGAAAGAGGCCCAGCAGAGCCUGCAUUGAUAUCAGCCUUAACCUUCGAGGAAUACCUCAAUACCUCAGACAAGGCCCUUCCAAUAUGUUUACGUUUUCAAAGAAAUGAGUAUAUGAGGGAGAGAGCGAGCCAAUGAGCGAGCGAGCGAGCGAGCGUGAGAGAACACACAGGAGAGAGAGACUUGAAUCUGCUGUCGUUUCCUUCUAAAAACAAAUCAAUGUUUACAUUGAACAAAGCUGCUUCCGUCCGUGAGUUUCCAUGCUGUCGAUGUUCCACUGCCACGUUAGCGUCGUCCUCGCUUCCAGCGGAUCGUCCUGGGUGCACCUCAAAGUGCUGUCAGUCAUCCUCUGCCCCUCCCACCCGACUGACUUCCUUCUGUAGACUUGAGCUGUGUUCACAUAACAUCUUCUGUCUGUAGCGUGUGAUGAUGAAAUUGUUACUUGUGAAUAGAAUCAGGAUUAGAAACUCAUUUUUAAUUGAAGAAAAAAAAAGUAUAUCCUUAAAAAAAAAUGUAUUUAUGGCUCAGAUCCUCUGUGCCUGGGAUUAUCGUAUUGCUUCCUUGAUUGUUUAACUAUGCACUGUCACUAGGUGUUUGCUACUGAGCUUCACUGCUGCUUAUCCCUGGCAGAAAAGAGGGGCUUGCAGUCACAGGUAUGAGGAAGAGAGAGGUGUCCAGGUAUCUUCUACCAAGUCCUGGUAUCUUUUAUUUUGAGUGAGUUCCACUCAGUGUAAUGAGAAUCCCUUUCCCCUGUCUACCCACACUUGGAGGGUGCCCGUCUUUCGUGCUCAGAGCCCUGAGUGCCUGUAAGGAAGGCAGAGUAAGCUGUGUUAGACCCAUUCCGCAGGGAAAGAGGAUAGGGCCUGAGAGGUGAAAUGUCCUACCCCGAGGUCCCACGGCCAGGGAGCAGGCAGAGCAGUGAUCCACACCAAGCCUCCUGAUUCCUGGCCCCAGCCUGCUGCAGGAGACAGCAUAAAGAUGCAAAAGUCAGAGGCUGGAGGAGUGGAAUUAGCUAAAUUGAGCAAUAGGCUAGAAGCCUAUUUCUCAUUUGAGAAUUGGGCCACCAGUUGACUCACCAGCAUUAAGGCUAAUUCAAACUUCAGCACAGACUCAGGUGUCCCCGAGCUUUGAUCCUCAGUGUCUUGUGACUUAUCCUGCCUGCAGGUACCCCUCAGGGCUCUGAGACACCAGCAAGUGGUGCACAGACUUUACCUAGGGGCAGUCUUUUGGGGCAGGGAAGGCAACUGGCAGCCCAUCCUAUGUCCUACAGUGUCCCUGCCCGCGCCUCUGUAAAGUUGGAGGUGCCAAGUGAGGGGUUGCACAGGUUGGGGGUGGACAAGGCCCUCCCAAGGAGCAUCCACAGUGAGCUCCUCUUCAACCCAUUCUUGACUACUGUCAAAGCCAUAUCCAGUGUGACAUUCUCUGGGUUCCCAGGGGCCCUUCGUUACGGAGAACCAGCUAGGCAGAGUAUCAAUUCUAAUACUUCAUAUAGCUCUGUUCCUCCUUGGUCUUGUGACAUUUUCUUUCUUUCUCCCCUUCCCCCUCCCCACCCAAUGUUCUGCCAAAAUGAGAGAGUUUGAAAGUAAAUUACUCAUUAGACUACCCAAGCUAAAUUAAUCAGCUGCUAAUGCCAGGCUUAUUCCUUUGAGAAUUGGUGGUUUUUUUAUUUUUUAUUUUUUAAAGAUUAUCAAAUACCUCAGUAGAGAAAGUGAACCAUGAUCUUGUGCUUGGUGUAGGGGAAAGUCUUCACCCAUAGACAAGAAGGCUGGCUCUAGCAGAAAUAGGGAAACAGAAUAUCUCUGUGUCAAAUCCAUUGACCUCCCUAAAACCCAGGUUCUCUUUCUGUGAAACAGACUGAGGAGCAAAUUAGACAGCAGAAGUCUUAGCUGCUGCUUGGGCAGUCUAUAGUCAUAGCCAUGCCUCCCCCCACCCCCCACAUCCUUAGCCAAUGCAAACAUAACGAAUUGAUCAUAACACUAAUGUUUUUGAGCCUGGUCAUGCUAUUGGAAUACUCAACACAGUGCUUUGGGCAGGCAUUACUAAUUGGUCAGUGUUUAAUUGAUUUGACAUCCUGUUCUAAUCUUUGGAAGACUAUCAUUGUAGAGCCAUAUGCUGGUUGGUUUUUAUGCUGGCCAGCCCUGUCAUAACCUGAUCCAUUGAGAAAAAAAAAGCCCCUGAAGCUAUUACAUGGUAGAGGACUCCCAAAACUAUUACAAAACAAAAUAGUAUAGAAAGAAAGGGGCAGAAUAGCAUACAGGAACAUAACUGGAGAAGGUGUGGCUUCUAAGGAUAGAUCCAAAAAGGGACUUUCCACAGCACAGACCCAAUGAUUCUGAAUUCCUUUAUGGUUAUUCAUUGCCUAGCAUAUGGUGGGCACAUGGAAGAUGGGUAUGGAGUGGAACUGAAUUAGAGUUCUUCAGUUGCAUCCACUAAAACCAGGGCUCUAAUCGCAGAGAAAAGCCAGUGCUCACCGAAAUCAUGCAAAGGGAAAUGGAUUAGAUUUAAUCUGGAGAGCCAUUUGAAUUCUGACCCCACCAAGAACUUCUUCUGUGACUUUAUGAGUCCCUUCUUCCUGGGCCUCGGACUGUAGAAGUUGUCCAGGGAAUCAUGGGCUCUUACCAUUUGCUUCUGCAGUUACACUGAACCAGAAGAUGGUUUCUGGAGUAAAAGAACAAAUACUUAAUCAACACUAAGUCUUUUUCUCCCCAGCCAGGGUUAACUGGAAAUGACCAGUCAGUUCACUCUCUGGCACUCAAAGUCACUUACAUGUUGUUCUUGAGCAGAGCAGAGCAGAGCCCCAGGCCUGACACUGGGGACUAAUGUCCCAGAGCUCACUGGCGAGAACUGAUGCCCACCAAAAGUUUCUAGUAUUCUCCACUUACACUCUCAUAAAAAUGGAUUACCAGCUCUGCAGAUGACCUCUCUCUCUGGAAGAUUCAUUCGGUGCUGCAUAUAAAUUUCCAAGGAGAAUGUCAGGCCCCUCCAAGACCCGGAAUCCAUCUUGAUCUCUUUCCCAUCAAAUCAAGGAGUAACCCAGAGGGAGCAGUUGCUAUUGGCAACCUUCUCGUUAUAGCUGUCCUGAAGUGUCUCAAUGAUGUUUAUGUGUGCUUGCCAUACAGCUUCCUAUAGACUGUUGACAGCCGCCCAGGGAGGGCAGGCUCCGUGUCAUCUCUGUGCCGUGCUGGUAUUUUCUAGAACUGUCCGAUCCAACCACUAAGUGGAAUUCUUCCAUCUCCUUCCUCAGUCACUACAAGGCUGAAUCAGAGUCCUCUCCCUCAGGGGACUCUGUCACCGAAGAAAAAUGCAUCAAGUAGGUAAAUAUGAGUGGGUGCAAUAUAGCCAAGGUUCCUACUCCCCAUUCCCCCAACAUCACUUGUGGCCCCAGCUAGAAAAAUGCUUUGAGUCAGAAAGUACCCAUCCUAUGCCUGUGUCUUUCUGUUGAUCUUUUAAAAUCUGGUGAACAGCAAGGCUCCAGGGGUGGGAGGACUACUUUGAGCCAGCCACAGAGUCUUAGUCCUCAAGUCCUAAUAUGGGAAGACAUACAGUAAGGUGUCUUUUGUGACCUCAAGCCUUGCAGGUCAGCAUUUGGGGGAAGAUGUGAUAUGCCUGCCAUGGCCGCUGUACAGGUGGUAAAUGGAGAGAAAGAAAGUGCAGGCAGCCUGUUCUUUUUGCAUGGCUAGCUCUCUCCAGGGUCUGUCCUGGCCCUCGAGUUCAGUUCACUUUUCAGUUGACCCUGCUGCUUCAGAGGCAAGGGCAUCUCUCCGUGAACCGGAGUCACCCUUAGAGGAUGUGUUGAUGUGAUUCACUGAGGUCAAAAGUAUUUUUCUUAAUGUUUGAUUGUCAGCAGUUGUGAUCAGCUUGAGAAAGCCAUAUCCCAGUGUCGCGUGUGACAAUGGAAAGGGAUUGGGUGUAUGAUAAUAAAUAGAGUGAACCUGUUGGUGUCAUUAGCCAAAGAAAAGGGAUCCCUUCGCCCUGCUCACUGGGGUAGAAGGAAACUAACUAGUCCUUAUGUGCAAUAUGUUGACACUGCCCUCCAAUUCCCUGAGGGUUUUGUACAAGGAUGAGCUCCCAGGCAGUUUGGAGCAUCUGGGGAUACAGGGUAAGGGCAGAGACAGCCUGGGAGAGAAACUUCCCUGCACAGAGAUGGUCUUGGCCUAGAACAGAUGGGAGUGUGGGCAGGGUGCCCCUGACUCUAGCUGCGGAAUACCGGGACACCCGGGAAGCAGUUAGGCACUUUGCACUAGUCCACGAAAGCACUUUGAGAAAUCUGACACUUCAGCCUUGUUCCACACUCUCCUUUGGUAAAUCUGUGUAUCCUUUAUCUGUGUGUAAGGUGUUGUCCUGAAGGUUGGUUAGGGGAUAGGGGAGGGGGCUAGUGUGAGAAAGAAAACAGAGGCAUCUUUCAAGGUAGUAGCCACAAGAGAGCUUGCAGAUAGUCAGUCCUUGCCUGACUGGCUUCAUUCCUAGAAGCUCAAGAAAUAGAAUGAUGGGCUUAUAUCUUGGUACCCACUUUUAGAAAA
Messenger RNA from Arvicanthis niloticus (Nile rat), 7464 nucleotides. The record is from RefSeq and is a predicted model, not a curated record. Lineage: Eukaryota; Metazoa; Chordata; Mammalia; Rodentia; Muridae.